This is a messenger RNA of Suillus bovinus, 900 nucleotides long. RefSeq names its product Metallo-dependent phosphatase-like protein. Bases 1 to 900 code for a protein of 299 amino acids. The record is from RefSeq and is a predicted model, not a curated record. Gene Ontology annotation, molecular function: hydrolase activity. Lineage: Eukaryota; Fungi; Basidiomycota; Agaricomycetes; Boletales; Suillaceae. The transcript has 8 exons.
AUGACUGAAUCACUGGAUCGAGCAACACUACAGGAUUCAGAAGGAUUCCAGACACCCAGUGCCCGUGUUUAUAUUUCCUACGACCCUGCGAAUCCUCCAUCCCAUCCAGGGGCAAAUUGGACUCGUUUCGUGUGUAUCAGUGACACCCAUUCUCAUACUUUCAGUGUUCCGUCUGGGGAUGUCCUACUUCACUCUGGCGAUCUCAGUCGGCUAGGCCGGGAAGACGAGAUUCGUGUCACGAUAAAGUGGUUGCGUAGUCUGGAUCAUGGCAUCAAAAUUAUUAUAGCAGGAAACCAUGACCUACCUCUUCACGAGGAGUGGUACGAGGACAGUUACUACGCUUUCCACGACAAGAAGGAGUCAUCAACUACGAUCAGAAAUCUCGUUGACAGCGAUACAAACCGUGAUCGAGGCCUAAUCUAUUUGCAGGACGAACAAUACACUUUCAGCACCAAGGAAGGUGGAAGGGAAUGGUCUGUGUAUGGCUCUCCGUGGCAACCCUAUUUCGGCGGCUGGGCUUUCAAUUACUUGCCUGAGGAAGCCUUUGAUCGCGUUUCCGCAAUACCUGAGGUCGACAUUCUUCUCACUCACGGACCUCCGCAUAACAUUCUAGAUAAAACCUUCACCAAUGUCAAUGCUGGGUGCCCUGCACUACUCGCGCACCUUUCCGAGAUGCGGGGGCCUCCGCUUCUCCAUGCCUUCGGUCAUAUUCAUGAAGCACGUGGCGCCGUGCAGCAUUCUUGGAUGCAAGUGGAGAGAAAACAAGGUUCUUCGAAUGCAGAAUGCACAGCCCCUCUUGGAAUGAGAGAGACGAUAAUGGUUAAUGCAGCUAACCAGCCUCUCGGGCGUCAGGCGAUUAAACCUGGACCGGGUGGCCAAAGGAUCCCAUGUGGUGUGUAA